Molecule: messenger RNA, 1842 nt
Organism: Arvicola amphibius (Eurasian water vole)
Lineage: Eukaryota; Metazoa; Chordata; Mammalia; Rodentia; Cricetidae
Gene: Tbx18
Product: T-box transcription factor 18
Exons: 8
Coding region: 1-1842 (613 amino acids)
Biological process (GO): cell fate specification; morphogenesis of embryonic epithelium; positive regulation of DNA-templated transcription
Cellular component (GO): nucleus
Molecular function (GO): RNA polymerase II cis-regulatory region sequence-specific DNA binding; DNA-binding transcription factor activity, RNA polymerase II-specific
Source: RefSeq, a predicted model, not a curated record
AUGGCCGAGAAACGGAGGGGCUCGCCGUGCAAUAUGCUAAGCCUCAAGGCGCACGCCUUCUCGGUGGAGGCGCUGAUCGGCGCGGAGAAGCAGCAACAGCUUCAAAAGAAGCGGAGAAAGCUGACCACGGAAGAGGCGGCCGGGGCGCCGGACGACGCUGGCUGCAGCCGUGGUGGUGGCGCGUGCGAUCAGGGCGGCUCCGAGGCCGACGAAGACGCAGUUCCCCCGCAGCCGCCUACCGGGGCGGCGUCCGGAACGGCGCGGAGCUGCACGGACGUGGAGCGGAGUUGUGGAUCCCGCGGAGCGGCGGGCAGCUGUGAGGACGGCUUCCUGCAGGGCGCCUCCCCGCUGGCGUCUCCGAGAGGUUCCCCGAAAGGGUCUCCGGUACCUGGCCUUGCCCGGACAGGGACCCCACUGCCCGCGCCGCAGGCCCCGAGGGUGGAUCUGCAAGGAGCGGAACUCUGGAAGCGCUUUCACGAAAUAGGCACGGAGAUGAUCAUCACCAAAGCCGGCAGGCGCAUGUUUCCAGCGAUGCGAGUGAAGAUCUCCGGCUUGGAUCCCCACCAGCAGUAUUACAUUGCCAUGGAUAUUGUGCCCGUGGACAACAAGAGAUACAGGUAUGUUUACCACAGCUCUAAAUGGAUGGUGGCAGGUAAUGCUGACUCCCCUGUGCCACCCAGGGUGUAUAUUCAUCCCGACUCGCCUGCCUCUGGAGAGACUUGGAUGCGGCAAGUGAUCAGCUUCGACAAGCUGAAGCUUACCAACAACGAACUGGAUGAUCAAGGCCAUAUUAUUCUUCAUUCUAUGCACAAAUACCAGCCACGCGUGCAUGUCAUCCGUAAAGACUGUGGGGACGAUCUUUCCCCCAUCAAGCCUGUUCCUUCUGGGGAGGGAGUGAAGGCGUUCUCCUUCCCAGAGACAGUCUUCACCACUGUCACCGCCUACCAGAAUCAGCAGAUCACUCGCCUUAAGAUAGAUAGGAAUCCAUUUGCCAAAGGCUUUCGAGACUCCGGGAGGAACAGAAUGGGAUUAGAAGCCCUGGUGGAGUCUUAUGCCUUCUGGAGACCAUCACUACGGACUCUCACCUUUGAAGACAUCCCUGGGAUUCCAAAGCAAGGAAGCACAAGUUCUUCCACUCUACUGCAAGGUACUGGGAAUGGUGUUCCUGCCACACACCCUCACCUGCUGUCUGGCUCCUCUUGUUCCUCUCCUGCCUUCCACCUGGGGCCGAACGCCAGCCAGCUGUGUAGUCUGGCUCCCGCUGACUAUUCUGCCUGUGCCCGUUCAGGCCUCACCCUCAACCGAUACAGCACGUCCUUGGCAGAGACCUACAACAGGCUUACCAACCAGAGCAGCGAGACUUUCGCCCCACCCAGGACUCCUUCCUAUGUGGGUGUAAGCAGUAGCCCAUCCGUAAACAUGUCCAUGGGUGGCACCGAUGGGGACACCUUCAGCUGCCCGCAGAGCAGCCUGUCCAUGCAGAUCUCGGGGAUGUCCCCUCAGCUCCAGUACAUCAUGCCGUCACCGUCCAGCAAUGCCUUUGCCGCUAACCAGACCCACCAGGGGUCCUACAACACUUUCCGGUUACACAGUCCCUGUGCCUUGUACGGAUACAACUUCUCCACAUCCCCUAAACUGGCUGCCAGUCCGGAGAAAAUUGUUUCUUCCCAAGGAAGUUUCUUGGGGUCCUCACCAAGUGGGACCAUGACUGAUCGGCAGAUGUUGCCCCCUGUGGAAGGAGUGCACCUGCUUAGCAGUGGGGGCCAGCAGAGUUUCUUUGACUCCAGGACCCUAGGAAGCUUAACUCUGUCGUCUUCUCAAGUGUCUGCACAUAUGGUCUGA